GCCAACGCUGCCGCCGCCACCGCGCUCGAGCUCGAGCUCCGCGCACUCCCUGUGCGGCCGCCGAGCCGAGCGGACGCCCUCGGGGCCGCGCCGCAGCCCUCUGCGCUCCCCCCUAUCAUGCCCGGGGCCCGGGCCCGGGCCGCCCAAGCAGCCAGGACACCAUGCCCGAGGGCGGCGGAGGAGACAGCGGGGAGGUGCCCGCGUUCAUCCCGGACGGCGAGCCGCUGCGGGAGGAGCAGCGGCCCUUGAAACAGUCCCUGGGAAGCUCCCUGUGCCGCGAGUCGCACUGGAAGUGCCUGCUGCUCACCCUGCUCAUCCAUGCCUGUGGCGCCGUGGUGGCCUGGUGUCGCCUGGCCACGGUGCCGCGGCUGGUCCUGGGGCCCGAGGCGGCUCUGGCCCGCGGGGCCGGGGGCCCGCCGCCCACCUACCCGGCCAGCCCUUGCUCUGACGGCUACCUGUACAUCCCGCUGGCCUUCGUGUCCCUCCUCUACCUCCUCUACCUGGCCGAGUGCUGGCACUGCCACGUGCGGUCGUGCCAGGCGCCGCGCACCGACGCCAACACCGUGCUCGCCCUGAUCCGCCGGCUGCAGCAGGCGCCGCCCUGCGUCUGGUGGAAGGCCACCAGCUACCACUACGUGCGGCGCACCCGCCAGAUCACCCGCUACCGGAACGGCGACGCCUACACCACCACGCAGGUCUACCACGAGCGGGCGGACAGCCGCACGGCCCGCGGCGAGUUUGACUACUCGGCCCACGGCGUCCGCGACGUCUCCAAGGAGCUCGUGGGCCUGGCCGACCACGCGGCCACGCGGCUGCGCUUCACCAAGUGCUUCAGCUUCGGCAGCGCCGAGGCCGAGGCCUCGUACCUCACGCAGAGGGCCCACUUCUUCAGCGCCAACGAGGGCCUGGACGACUACCUGGAGGCCCGCGAGGGCAUGCACCUGAAGGACGUGGACUUCCGCGAGUCCCUCAUGGUCUUCGCGGACCCCCGCAGCCCGCCCUGGUACGCCCGCGCCUGGGUCUUCUGGCUGGUGUCCGCGGCCACGCUGUCCUGGCCGCUGCGCGUCGUGGCGGCCUACGGCACGGCCCACGUGCACUACCAGGUGGAGAAGCUCUUUGGCGCCGGCUCGCCCCCGCCCGGGGCCGUGCCCAGCGGGCCCCCGCUCUCCCGCGUGGCCACGGUGGACUUCACCGAGCUCGAGUGGCACAUCUGCUCCAACCGGCAGCUGGUGCCCAGCUACUCGGAGGCCGUGGUCAUGGGCGCCGGCGCCUACCUCCGCGGCUGCCAGCGCUGCCGUCGCUCCCUCAGCAGCAACUCGCUGCCCCCCGCCCGGCCCAGCGGGCCCCGCCUGCCUUUCAGCCGCAGCCGGCUCUCCCUGGGAGCCGGGGGCCGGGCCACCCCGGGGGUCUUCCGGAGCCUGAGCGGGGGGCCGCUGGGGCGCCGGGCAGAGGACACGGAGCCCCUGGAAAGCCCACCGUGUUACGAGGACGCCCUCUACUUCCCGGUGCUCAUCGUCCACGGCGACGGCGGCUGCCAGGGGGACGGGCAGGGUGCGCUCUGAGACCCGCGCGGUCCCCGGAGCGGCCUCCUCCCCGCCGUCCCACCGUGGGCUCCGACGCCCGAGCGGUCGGUCGUUGUCCAAGACGGGAGGGAAAACAGACCAGCGCACGAGGGGUGGGGGGUGGGGCCAGGCCCUUAAACAGACUGAAGGACCGGAGGGCGUAAGCGGACGCGGCCGAAGUUGAGUCUCUGAACUGUCCCAGCAUGGCUCCCGCCCCCCCCCCCCCCACGGCCACGUUCCACCCCUGCACUGUCUGGUGAUCUGGCUUAGGGCCCUCUCGGGCAGGGCAGGGGGGCGAGUUUCCAGAGAGCCUGAGAUGGGGGACGAGUCCCGGGGACAGCUGUUGCAUGCAGCGCAGGGCCGCCUCUGGGCUCCGCCCUACGUGGCUGAGGCCGCCCUGGGAGCCCUCGAGCGACCCAGAAGCACAAAUUGGUGGUUUGGGGCCAUGCCCAGUUGGGCUGGCCUCCACGAAGCGGAGGAGCUGGCCGUGGGGUGGCACCGUAGCCUUGGCCCCACUACUGGCCCGAAGUCCCCCUCCUCCUGCCCUGACAAGCCCUUCGCUGCCUGCCCUCUGGUCUCCGCUGAGGGCCGGUCCCUGAUCACACUCCGCAGCACAGCCCCUCUACUGGGAGCCCGGUUCUUAGAGCACAGCCUCGUCCCCCACCCCCAGCCCCCAGUUUUUCCCUGGUACACCCUCCCCCCACCUCCAGCUCCCCUGUGACCUGGGGUUCCUUCUCAGGGCCCUACCUUAAGCCCACAUCCCCUGGUCUCGGCCCCUGUCCCUCACGAAGUCCACAUCUGCCUCUGCCAGCCACGCGCACACACCCCGGGCUUGGCCCUCCCACUGCCCCCACCCCCAACUUCUCUGCUCUUCACCUUCCUGAUGACCCACGGGGCCCCGGGCCACGGGGCAUCCGAGGGACCUCGGCCUUGGCCACAGCCUCUUGGACGAUGCACCUGCUCGGCCAUGGAGGCGCCUGCCUCUCCCAUCAGUGGGGCCUGGCCCAGGAGACACCGUCCCUCCUCCAGGGAGGAGAGAGAAGUCCCUUCCCUUCCAAAUGGGGUUUCCACCCCCUCUGAGGGGCCGGUGGGGGGAGGGGGGAGAGGAGGCAGAGAAGAUGCAGAUAAA
Prionailurus viverrinus (fishing cat) is the source of this 2691-nucleotide messenger RNA. It is a transcript of the gene TMEM151A, whose product is annotated as transmembrane protein 151A. The coding region runs from base 162 to 1562 and encodes 466 amino acids. Lineage: Eukaryota; Metazoa; Chordata; Mammalia; Carnivora; Felidae. The transcript is spliced from 2 exons. The record is from RefSeq and is a predicted model, not a curated record.